Molecule: messenger RNA, 3631 nt
Organism: Polistes canadensis
Lineage: Eukaryota; Metazoa; Arthropoda; Insecta; Hymenoptera; Vespidae
Product: dual specificity protein phosphatase 15
Exons: 9
Coding region: 1533-2582 (349 amino acids)
Biological process (GO): protein dephosphorylation
Cellular component (GO): cytosol
Molecular function (GO): protein tyrosine/serine/threonine phosphatase activity
Source: RefSeq, a predicted model, not a curated record
AUGACUUUCAUUGAGUAUUCCGAUCAGAAUAUCCUCUGACAAUCGUUUACUCCAAUUUCUUUUAUUUCUUUUAACUCGUUCAAGGUAAAUUAGAAAGGACGUGGAUAAAAUGUGAAUUCGUUUUUCGUUACCUUCUCUUUCUCUUCUUUCUCAUCCUUAUCUUCCUCCCCCACCACGUGGCCCUUGCCGUUGCCCCUUCACGGUUUGAUGUUUCCCCUUCUACUGAUUUUCUCUCUCUCUCUCUCUCACUCGCUCUCACGUACAUUCGCAGACGUCUUUCCGUCUGUGCUCCCACCCUGACAGUGUCCCUGUAUCCUCGCAACACUCCUUCCUCAUACGGUGGUGAACGGGACAGUUUUCGCACGACGCGCCCUUUCAUCAAAGCCACACAGCAGCCGACGACGAUCAAAGGAAGAAAGUUACGGAACAAACUAAGCAAAUAAGAAAAACAUUUCUAAUCGUCCUACACAUCAAACGUCGAUUAGUGACAGGAAUCGUGUGUUUUCUCGGUAAUUGAGUAUCCGUUAUCGUGACAACGAGAUGUGAUAUUAAAGGAUGAUCCUCGCUAACUAUAUGACUGGAAAAGAAAUUCUUAUGGAUUGAGAGAAAAGCAGACGGACGGGGUGAAGAGGAACGGCUCUGCCUUUAAUCAUGCCCGCUCGUUGAAAAAAAAAAAAGAAAAAACAUUUCGAGAGUAGAAGAUAGCCAGAAGACGAGGGUGAGAAGAGGAAAGGAAAGGAAAAGGGAGGAGAAGAGAAAAGAGGUGGUGGUGGUGGUGGGCGAAGGGGAGACAAAUAUACAAAAGAAAAAUUCUGAACCUACCAGCAUUUCCAACUCUACCAAGUCAGCAAAUGAAUUUCUUUCUUUCUAUCCGUAUCAGUCUAUUUGAAAAGAAUUAACAAAAUUGCAACCAAUUGUCGUCGUUUUUCGAAGAAACUAAAUCUGAAGAGGAGGAUAAAUAUAAGAAGAAUUGAAAUUGGCACGAAAAAUAAACGCACGAUGAAUCAUUCGAGAACUGUCAGAGAAAAUUAUACGAAAAGUAUGUCUAUCACAUUGAUCCAUUCUACAGACUUUCGAUAUUAUUUAAAUAUUAAAUUGAAAUAUAUUUAAGAAUUUAAUUAUAAUAUUUAAAAAUAACAAAAUCGCGAGACAAAGUUAAGAAGAUAAAAGAGAUUAAGAAUCAAAAAUCAAGUACCGUACAAUUUGGAAUAAGAAUAUCUGCACGUAGGUAAUGUGUUUGUUGGUGGUGAUAUGUGUUGGUCGAGGAUAGUGCUUCAGAAACAAUGCGAUCUUCACGAUAACGAGGAUCAAAUCGGAUCGCUGGAGAGAGAGUUUAAGAGGCUGAAGACUCCUUCUUCUUUUUCUUUUUCGGAAGUGGAAGAGGUGGAGGUGGAGGUGGAGGUGGAGUUUGAGGAAACUAGUCCUGAAGAAAAAGAGACACUUGCGAUUAAAAAAAAAUAGAACAAAUUCUUUUGUGUGAUACGUUUAGGAUUUGUAUUUUGGAAUAACGGCAAAGAAGACAUAAACCAAACAUGGGGAAUGGGAUGAACAAGGUACUUCCCGGCCUUUAUGUUGGUAAUUAUCAAGACAGUAAGGACGCAGAUCAACUGGAAAGGUUCGAGAUAACUCAUAUCCUGGCUAUUCACGACACGGCUCGUAGAUUACAUUCUAAUAAACAUUAUUUAUGCAUCCUAGCAGCAGAUAGACCAGAUCAAAAUCUGUCACAAUAUUUUUCUCUAUGUAACGAUUUCAUUCACGCGGCACGAUUGCGCGGUGGUAACGUUCUAAUACAUUGCCUGGCAGGCAUGUCGAGAAGUGUGACAGUCGCAGUCGCUUAUAUCAUGAGCACCACAAAUCUAUCCUGGAAAGAGGCACUUAAGGUUGUGAGGGUAGGUCGUUCUAUCGCCAAUCCAAACGCUGGCUUUCAACAACAACUCGAGGACUUUGAAUCAAGCCGUCUUCAGGAGGAACGACGAAGAUUGAAAGAAAGAUUUCCUAGUCUCGCGUUAGCCGAAACUGAUGCAGAAGCAUGCAGAGCAACACUUAAAAAUUAUGAGGCAUUGGUGCAAGCACGAGAAGUUUGCGAAGGCAAAUGUGCAAUGGGUCGUCCUUGUCCUACUGGUCUUUGUCGUCAACCGUCCAAAAGGACUUCCAGAAGACGAUCGUCUUCCAGUAGUUCCGGAAAUUUAACGCCUGGUAGAACACCACCGCAAACACCAAGAAUGCUUCCAUCCGCACCACCCUCGCCAGCCAUGCCUAGAUCAGCCAGCGUUAUGUCCACUAGUCGGCCAAGGAGUGGUCCUGCAGGUUUACAUUCCUAUACAGGAUCCGCACCUCCUUCCAGAGCUGUUUCGAGGGUUGAUCUGUCAACUGCCGUAGCAUGCAGUAGUAGCAAUACGAAUUUAGCUACUGUGGGCAGAUCCGUUACACUAUCCAGUAGUAAUUGGAGAUUGACAGCAGGAUCAGCACCAACCACACCAAGGCCGACACCACCUGUGUCCCCUCAACGAUGGUCAAGACGACUUUCCAGACAAACGCCACAAUUACCUGUACCAUCGGAAGCCCAUUCCUCGAUGACGUAGCAGCACAAUGCAAUCACCCUUUCCAGUCUUCUGGAAUGAAGCUAGGUAAAGAUCUUUGAAAAGAAAUAGUACAGAUCACUUCAAAACUUGCAAGAAAAAUGCAAGACACGUUGUAUUAAAUUUUGUUCUUCUCUUUGACAACCAAGUCUCUAUCUAUUUCUUUUUUGUUUGUUCUUUCUUCUCUUUAUUUUUUAAUCACUUUUAAAAUAACAGAUCUUAACGAGAAACCUGAGAUCGUCGAGUUUUAAAUUUAUCGACUGAUAAGAAUGAUCUUGGGAAGAUAUAAUUAUUUUUGAAAAUAGAUCUAACAAUUAUCAACUAAUAAGCGAUCAUUUAUGCAUCUAUUCUGCUUCUAAUCGAAUUCGAAUUUGUACUUUCGAAUUAUUGGGUUGUUAAUCAGUCGCCUUAUAAGAUGUCAAUGAAUAAAAUGACAUGCCGCGGAUGAAACUCUAUGAAAACUGGAUAGUUUGUAUAUCAUACGGGUCUAACGGGUUAAUGAUUGAUGAGAUUGAUUAUACAUCGAGGGAUGGGAUAGAGGGUCGAGUGGAAUUUGUUGGAACAGGUAAAGAAAAACUUUGACCGAUUUUGUACGUUUGUAAAAUCCUUCAAUCUUGUCGUACUGUCAAAAACACAAGACAAGAACAAAAUUAAUGAACAGAGUUGUUACUUGGAGGGAGGGAGAGAGUAUGAAAUUUCGUUGACAUGGAAUGAACUAAUUGAAAAGAUCAAAUGUUUGAAAGCGAAGUGUGAUAUGUUGUUUUUAUCAUGUUAUCCCAUCACCAAAUUUUGUUCGCAACCGUCCAAAUAAUUGUUGGCUUUGUAGCGGGAUCGCGCUGUUUAUCGCGAAUCGUUGUUGACACUCUGAAAGAUAUACAUAUAUAAACAUAUAUACAUAUAAUACAUAUUAUACACCAUGGCCCGAGUGUCACGUUGUUACGAAAAGGAUUUUCAAAGAGAAUAACACGUAGUUAUAUAUAGAUAGAAGAUAAAUAAAUAAGAAGAACAAAAAAAUAAAUAUAUAUAUAUAUAUAUAUUUCACAAGGCACACG